Nematolebias whitei (Rio pearlfish) is the source of this 2276-nucleotide messenger RNA. RefSeq names its product beta-1,3-glucuronyltransferase 1 (glucuronosyltransferase P) a (gene b3gat1a). Gene Ontology annotation, cellular component: Golgi membrane. The record is from RefSeq and is a predicted model, not a curated record. NCBI's taxonomy places the organism in Eukaryota, Metazoa, Chordata, Actinopteri, Cyprinodontiformes, Rivulidae. The transcript is spliced from 6 exons. Bases 1 to 1074 code for a protein of 357 amino acids. Gene Ontology annotation, molecular function: galactosylgalactosylxylosylprotein 3-beta-glucuronosyltransferase activity. Gene Ontology annotation, biological process: chondroitin sulfate proteoglycan biosynthetic process; carbohydrate metabolic process.
AUGCCGAAGAGAAGAGAUAUUCUUGCCAUCGUGUUGAUUGUGUUACCCUGGACUCUGCUCAUCACUGUUUGGCACCAAAGCGCUCUAGCUCCACUCCUCGCUAUUCGCAAGGCCUGUCACCACCUAGUAAAAGAGAUCUUUAUCAUUCCAGAGAGGUUCGCAGUCCACCACCACCGACUCUCAGAUGAAGGUGGCGAGGGCAAGAGGGAGGCAGGAGGUCAGGACUCCAAAGAAUACUGUGCCUCUGAUAAGGACAUUGUGGAAGUGGUGAGGACGGAGUAUGUGUACACACGGCCCCCGCCCUGGUCCGAUGUUUUGCCCACCAUCCAUAUCAUCACUCCCACCUACAGCCGACCCGUGCAGAAGGCAGAGCUGACAAGGCUGGCAAACACUUUCCUCCAUGUUCCCAACCUGCACUGGAUCCUGGUAGAGGACUCACAAAGGAGGACGCCACUCGUUACUCGACUCCUCCGAGAGACGGGACUGAACUACACCCACCUCAAUGUGGAGACGCCCAGGAACUACAAGCUGCGAGGUGACACUCGUGACCCCAGAAUCCCCAGAGGGACCAUGCAGAGGAAUCUGGCCCUGCGGUGGCUAAGGGAGACCUUCAACCCCAACAGCAGCCAAGCAGGAAUCGUCUACUUCGCUGAUGACGACAACACGUACAGCCUGGAGCUAUUUGAGGAGAUGAGGUCGACCCGUAAAGUUUCUGUGUGGCCCGUGGCCUUUGUGGGAGGCCUGAGAUACGAGUCCCCCAAGGUCAAUGCAGCAGGCAAGGUGUAUGGAUGGAAGACUGUGUUUGACCCUCACCGGCCCUUCGCCAUCGAUAUGGCCGGCUUUGCCAUCAACCUGAGGCUCAUCCUCUUCAAACCGCAGGCGUACUUUAAGCUCCGGGGCGUGAAAGGAGGCUACCAGGAGAGCAGUCUGCUCCGGGAGCUCGUCACACUCAAUGACCUGGAGCCAAAAGCAGCCAACUGCACCAAGAUCCUCGUCUGGCACACAAGAACAGAGAAACCCGUCCUUGUGAACGAAGGGAAGAAAGGAUUCACAGACCCCAACAUCGAGAUCUGACCACGUCCUUUUCAAACGAUGGUGGUUGGCCUCUGAUCUGCGACGGGAGAAAAAAAUCAACUUCCCCUAAGAUGUGCAAUCAUGUCUUAAUCGUAAGAAAAAAACCCUAAAAGGGUUGAAAGUAGGAUUUAAUCCUCGCCAUUUUUUUUUCUAAUAUGGACCAAAACAGGACGCGAGUCUUUUAAAGCACAGACAGAGGCUGCAGAGCAAAGAGGGCGACGUAACGGGUCCCUCGUAGGGUUUCUGUGGACAGUCGUGACCUGCACCUCCCACUGAGCGAUGAACCGGAGACCCAGGAAGAGAGACAGCACACGUGAACAAACAUACAACCAGCAGAUCCAAACAGGUUCUUUCACCUCUAAUUUAAAGACAAAGGUCCAGAUCUGCGCAUGAAGAACUCCACUUGAAGACGUGGUCGUCAGCACUGGACACAAACGGGACAGAGGAGGCGUUCUUUUGACUACCAUGAAACGUUUGCUGUAAUUUAACUUGUUUUAUGAACACUUGUACUACUAGUUCACUGACUCGUACCUUCAUCUACUUACCAUUGUCCAUCAACGUCCAUUUUCACUCAAAGAGAACCUCCCCCAUGUGUCUGGAAAUUCAGCUGAAAUGUUGUAAAAACAUCAUUUUAGCUGUUUAAACUCACGGGGCUUCUUAAAUAACUUGGUAGAACCAGGACUGAAGGCGGAACGCGUCUGUUUCCACAGGUGUGACACAGGUCCAGUCCAGGUUAGACCCACAGAAUGAACGGAGUUUGUGACGAAAAUUACGACAACUUAAAGGGAGGGUUCAGAUCUUUUAGAGUAGAGGUCGUGUUGCAGGUAGCUCUUUGAACAACCAGCUAACAACUGGUCCCAGAAGAACCAAGGCCGAGGUGGAGUCCUGCUGUCUGGCUCAGAGCUGGCUGCUCCUCUGUUACCUGUACUCGAGGAGGAUCCUGUAUUAAUACAUGUGUAAUGCAAUAUUAGUAGUGACGUAAAGAUUUAUCAAACAGCAUUUGCAUGAGCUGCUAUAAAACGUUUUGAACUGGAUUCACUGCGGUCUUCGCUGCCUUCCUGAGAGGUGUUCGCUCAAUAAUCCAGUCAGAUUAAACUGUAAUCUCUACAGUGAGGUCGUUCAAAGAGCUAUCUACAACAGGUAAGAUAGUUAUGGUUCAGAACAAGCUGGUAUGAGCCUACAUUUAACGGUUUAUUCUGUUU